Molecule: messenger RNA, 3528 nt
Organism: Ilyonectria robusta
Lineage: Eukaryota; Fungi; Ascomycota; Sordariomycetes; Hypocreales; Nectriaceae
Exons: 4
Coding region: 163-3528 (1121 amino acids)
Source: RefSeq, a predicted model, not a curated record
CUUGUCUCGUAAUUUCAUCACACUUCAUUCUGUUCCAGAAUACAGAAUUUUUACACGAUCAGAACAAUCAGUUGGUUGGUUCUUGAGACAUUAGCACAAUUUUUUUAAAAGUGGCGUCAAUCUCCUCACGACGCUUUCCUUAGUGUUGGAUUCGACCUCAACAUGGAUCACAACCACGAGCUAGGGGCUAUUGCCUCCAGUGUUCAGGCCGUCCUGCGCUCUUUUCAUAGCUUAGCACACCCCGUUGCUAGUGAUGCUGCCUCUCCCAGUAUAGAUCCGUUGCUGACCAAAUUCGAAGACGAGAUGACGCGCUUCAAGAUGUGGGCUGGUAACUUAGGAGCCCACCAGGCAGGCCGAGCCUCACUCGAUCAUCGAUUGAGAGAGGCACCUCAUCUACAGGAAUCGGUCAUUUAUCUUCUCAAGGAUUUAUCCGAAUCUUUACAAGAUGCAGUGGCUAUGGCAGCCCAUGAGCAGCCCUCGUGGCACAAAACUCCGCCGCCCAACGCUGAUGAGGGCAAUACUAAAGCUCUCGAUGACAGCAGUGACUCUGGGUUUACAGACUCCGAAGAAGAAGAUAUUUCACCAGAAGCGCGUCUGUCCACGAUUUGUACUGACGUUGGAGAGGCUAUCGACUGCCUUCUACGUCUGUCCGUCGCCAUCGCGAAUCCAGCACCUCAUGAGAGAGUUCGCAAGCUCGGCACCGGCCCCUCCGAGGAUGUUUCAUUCUAUGAAACGCACGACAUCAACUACGUUCGAGACAAGUUCCCCAAGAUGAGCGAUGAGCUAGCCAGUAUCCUAGGCAAGUCAAUUACGCGUCGUCGACAGUUCUUCAAAUACCGCGAAGCCCACCAUACCAGACUGGCUGAGGGCUUGGAAGCGAUGGCUCUCGAUACGGAAGUAGACACAAGCCGCACUGAAAUAGUGCCCAAGACUGUUGCCUCAUCCCUGCCUGAUCACUUGAAAAAGUUGACAAAUUUCGAUCUCAGAACUGAUGUGAUUGACGAAGACGGUCGAUCUGAGAUGGGAAUGUCACAAACACCCUACGCUACCUCUGCGGGCUUUCUAGCAGAAGACGUGGAUGGGAAGAUGCAAGAGCCGCCUCCGCCAUUGAAGGUACCGCCUUUACCAGCGGCUGCAGAACGCGGGAGCUUCGAGUGUCCGUUUUGCUAUAGAAUGGUUUCCGCCAGCAGCUCGGCGGCGUGGAAACGCCAUGUCUUCGGAGAUCUUCGCCCCUACACAUGUCUUUUCUCGGGCUGUAUGGAAUCCAAUAUGGAUUUCGAUCGCCGUCACAGAUGGCAGUUGCAUGUUUCACAGUACCACUGGCGAUCUUGGUUUUGUCCCUUCAAAUGCGAAGGAACAUUUCCAUCCAAGAUUGAACUUGCGGGUCAUAUUGGCCACCAGCACAUGCCAAACGCCUCGGAGGAUCAAGUAAAUACUGCCACAGCCCUUGGGGAGAAAUCAGCCUCGAAUGAGAGUGUCAAUAACUGCCCUUUGUGCGCCCACGCUGUGGUGGGGUUGAAGCCAUAUGUCAAGCACGUUGGCCGUCACCUGGAGCAGUUGGCCCUACAUGCUCUCCCGAGCCUUGACGAUGAAAAUUCUGAAGACGGCGGUGGCAGUGACGAGCAAAACAGCGCAGCGUCUGAAGCAAAUUUCAGUGACGGCAAUAGCUCGUAUGCUCCUUCGACAUCCCCAUCCCUACGCCGCCGGCUUGACGAACCGGAAGCUGUUUUUGCAGAAAUUGCGCUGAAGAGAGAUGAUGAAGUCUAUCCAGAAACAGAACGACUAGGACGAGAAUUUGGCACAAACGAAAGCUCGGGGGAUGGAUGGGAGGAGGCUCAGCAUGAGCACACCACCGAGGGAGAGCAAGAUGCCGCUGAGGCUGAUGGGGUCACUGCGCAAGCUGCCGCCAUCCGCGGUGUUGAGAAUGAGGAGUAUGAGCUCGAAGUUUUGAAGAGAAAGAAAGACAUGAAAGGAACUCUUAGCAAGGAAGAUAUGGCAAGAGUUAGCUUGCUGUCAAAUCUUAUCGCGCUGCACAGAGUCGCUGUGAACACACCGGAAGAGGCUGAAGUCGACAACUCUUUGGCCCACCAUUCUUCAGCCCUCGACCCCCAGCAACCGGUUUCUAACGACAUGAUUUCUCCCAUGAUUAGCAUGCAGACACAAAUGCAUCAACUUUCACCCAAGGAUACGAGCAAAGUCACGGAGCUGGCCUUGAGAAUGAUGAGCAACGCGUCAGAGCGGACAAAAGCCAAGCACAGGGCCCAAGUACAUCAGAUACUUCCGCAACACCAGCGGGAGGAAUUGCAGGCCCAAGGCAAGGACCUUGCUUUGUGGUUUUACGAAAACCAAUCUCUCCAACUUCUUGAGACCAACACGGUUCAGCCCGAGCUUGAGAGUCUCAGCCCGUCAGAGGCAACAAUGCCGCAAGAGCAACAACAGGAUGGCCAUACUGGAUUUUUUAUUUCAGAGGGAAAACGUCCCGUUCCCACACAGAGUGGACAAGACAUUCCGAUACAACUUUUUGCGAACGACAACGAGGCUGCUGCUGCUGCUGUUCUCCGCAAACGUGAGGCCGAGUUGGAGGCCGAUUUGGCCUACUUGGAGGCAAUGAAAGCGGCGAGGAUCAAACGGGGCGAGAAAGAUGCAAACAGUUACGACCCCUUUAUCCAUUUCCUUAAGGGAAAGAACUUGGACAACGAACUUCACCUGGGUAUCAGUGGAUCGGAGGUAACCGACGGCGUGAUUAUGUUAGACAGCUCUGAGCAUCCCCUGGGCGUUGGUCGAAAUCUUGAAGAACUUGAGGCGAGAAAGGCUGCGGAAGAAGAGAUGGAGGCUCAAGUCAUGAUGAGAGCUAUGCCGGAAGUAGAGGCCUUGAGCAAAUUUUGUCCAGAAUCGACGGCGGAGGAAGUCGCACAGCAAGAGUACGAGCGCCGACUAGAGGACGACCUGCGACGAUCCGGACUCGAUGAUUCGGCCAUCGGUGCCAUUCUCACUAAGGAAAGGGCACAGGGACGCGAGAACAAGGAGAGAAUAUUAGAGGGUGACGUAGUACCCGUGGUGGAGGUUCCGCGGGAUAUGCUACAGAAAGGGACUGAGCAUGAAACGGAAACACAUCCCGACGAGUCAAAAAAGGAGGAUGAACGACUCCCGAUCAAGUUCAAGGAUGCAGUGGGUCGGAAGUUCAGCUUCCCUUUCCACCUGUGUCAAACCUGGCAGGGGAUGGAAGCUCUCAUCAAGCAGGCUUUCCUCCAUGUGGAUGUACUUGGUCCACAUGUUGAAGAAGGCCAUUACGACAUCGUUGGACUGAAUGACGAAAUCAUCCUUCCAAGUGUCUGGGAGAAAGUCAUUGAGCCCGGCUGGUCUCUAACGAUGGUGAUGUGGCCGAUUGUUUCGCCCAAGGGAAAGGACAAAGCCUUCAGGCACGAUAUAGGAAUUAUGAUGAACAAAUCAGCUGCCCUCCUUGCCGCCGGAAUACCGAUUCAAGAAACCGUUUGCUUCUACCGAUCGGUGUUUUCUCCUGUCCUCUGA